AUGUACUCGAUGCCCAACGGAGAGCAGGAGCAGGAGGGAGAGGUGAGCGGAGGCGAGAGCGGUGACUGGCAAUCUGAUGGGGGAGAAGACAAGGAGAGUGAAGACUCAAGCAAUGGCGAGGAAGUCGAGUCUCCACCUUGCUCGGAAAGACGCUCCAAGCAGAGGCAAGACCCAGUGAGUGUUCGUGGCAAGGCGACUGCUCCGACUGGUCAGACCUCUAAGCGCACUCAAACAUCUUCUCAUGUGCCGACUGAGAAAGCUCCGAAGCAGCCCAAAGUCGCACCGUCAAAGCCCCGGAAGGCCUUGCCCAAGAUCAAAGUUGCCGUCCCAAUUGCUUCUGGUGCUGCUACCUCUAUGACUUCUGUUUACAAAGAUGAUGAUGACGAGGAUAUGGAAGACGUAGUCACCUCCAACGCGGCUCCGCCCAAUGUUAUUGAACUUCCAGACGACGACGAAGAUGUGCCACUGAGGCCCACGGGAAGGAGGAGCAGGACUUCGGGCCGGAAAGCAUCAACUAGCAAGACGCCCCAGUCGACGCCGGCGACGGAACCAGUGAUUCAGCAGUCCGGAUACCUCAACCGGUCUUCAGUUACCUUUGCUGUUCCAUUGUCGAGUGCACAGUCUUCAGCGUCGACCGCACAUGCUCCUGUUUCGUCUGUGCAACCCCAUGUCUCAGAUUCUCGAGCUGCUGCAGCUGAUCCGCCGUCUUCACUUUUCACCACCCAUUACGUCCCAGAGGACCAAAAAUCUUGUGAACUUGGAGCUCGGUUUGCUGACUUGGAGCAGAAGCAGAUCCAGCUCAAUCUUGAUCUGGAGUUGGCCAAGACGAAUUUGCAGAAGGCUAAGGAUGAUGCUGCUGAAACAAUGAGACAUGCUUUGGAGAAGAAGGACUCUAACCUUGCGGCGGCACAGAAAACAACAGAAGAAAAAACGGCAUUCGCUGACCAGAAGCUGGCCUCAGUCGGAAAGUUGGAGGAAGAGAACUCCAAGCUGAAGACUGCUCUUGAUGAAGCCAACAAAGAGGUGACUCGACUGAAGAAGGAUAAAGGGACCCUGAGCGACAAGGUGGAAGACAUCACCCGCAAGAGAGACGAGCUAGAGACUUAUCUGGGAGGACUCACCAAGAAGUUAUUCCUCAUGCUUGAAGAAUUCUGUCAAAACUUUGAGGAAGAAACUAGGCGAAUCGAGACAAGCUUGAACCCCAUCAAUUCUCCUAUUAAAGAUGAAGCUGCCAUGAAUGUUGCAGUGUCACGGAUCGACGCGGCGCUUCGGCCAAGGGAGACGCUCCAAAAUGACCUCGAGUCUUUGAUGACUCGACUCAAUGAGAUCCCUGGUCGAGUGCAGGAAUGGAAGAAAUCGUCUGCUCGGUGCAGUGCUGACGUAGCUCUAUCUCUUGUUCGCGUCCGUUGCAAGGAGGCCAAAGAAGAAAAGUUAGCUGCGAUCAAGGUUGCCAACACCAAGAGACUUGACUUCCAGUCUUUCAUGGAGACCUUCAUUGCUGCUGCUACUCGUAUUGCAGAUGGAAUCGACCUGGAUGAGUUCGUCGAACCUGCCAGCCCUCCUCCUGCGGAGUGA
Aegilops tauschii subsp. strangulata is the source of this 1575-nucleotide messenger RNA. The record is from RefSeq and is a predicted model, not a curated record. Lineage: Eukaryota; Viridiplantae; Streptophyta; Magnoliopsida; Poales; Poaceae.